This is a messenger RNA of Cotesia congregata, 1146 nucleotides long. Lineage: Eukaryota; Metazoa; Arthropoda; Insecta; Hymenoptera; Braconidae. The record is from the annotation of a GenBank genome assembly.
AUGAAUUCGCCAAAUAAAAAUAGAAACAUUACAAAAACGCAAUUAACUGAGAAGCUAAAAGCUGAUAUUGAUAUUUUGACCAACGAUCUGAAAAAAACGUUGACCAAUCUUGAAACUGCUGCAGAAUUUGAAGGUGCAGAAGAGAAAAUACGUAGCUUGAAAAAUAAACCCUGCAAAAUAUUAAAAUUAGUAGACUAUCUGAAGAUAAUGAAGUAUUUAAAAAAAGAUUUGAAUGAGAUUGAAAAAAAAUGCGGUGAGUUUAUACGAGACGUCAGUAAAUUUCAAGUUGAGUCUGUUGGGGUUGGUGAACUGAUAAGUCUAUACGCAUCAGAAGAUGAAGAUACUACCAAUUCUGUGAGUAUGGAUGGCACCGACCAAUUAUCCCAUAAAGUUCCUAGAUUGUCUCACAAAAUAAUAGAUUUUAGCCAGAAAGAAGAAAUAGAAAAAAUUGAUGACGUCAAAAAAGAAGCUCUCAGUGAUUUAAGUAAUUUAGCUGAUAUUAAAGACAGAAUACUUGUCCCUAAAAUGUAUCAAACUAAUCAAUCCAACGAGCACGUUAAAUUUACGAAGUUUGUUUGGAAGAGAUUUUAUGAUCCCAGCGACCAAGAAGACGUCAGUCUUAUUAAGACAAUUUGUGUAGAAUGUACUGAUCAAGAUAAAUUUACCUACAUCGCAACGUUGUCAUUCACAACUUUGAAUUCCAUUGAAUUAGCAGCAUUGAAUUCUGGUAAAAUAAUACUGGUUGUCUCUCACAGCCAAUUCGAUUCGUGGAUCAGUAAAUUUUUGAUGUGGAGAACGGAAUUCAGCAAUCGGAAUAAAAUGAACUUGUACAUUUUAAGCAAAGAAAAUAUGAUUGACUUUGUAGAGUGGAGUGAAACAGGCGGUGUGCUUGUUAUUAAUUUUGAUAUGUUUCAACAAAUUUAUUAUUUUAAACAAAGUAUGGAAGUCGCGAAACAAAGCAUUUAUGAUUGUAUUUUUGAUUCUGAAAUUAAUUUGUUCAUUUUUGAUCUUCUUUGCUCUGAAAAUAAAGACGAUUUGGAUCUUGAAAUUGUAAAGCAAAUGACGAAUUUAAAAUUGAUUUUUGGAAUUGAUCAUAAAAUCAUUAAUUUUGAUGAUCAAUGCUAUCAUUAUGCUGCAGAAAAGUAA